Molecule: messenger RNA, 1059 nt
Organism: Fonsecaea multimorphosa CBS 102226
Lineage: Eukaryota; Fungi; Ascomycota; Eurotiomycetes; Chaetothyriales; Herpotrichiellaceae
Exons: 3
Coding region: 1-1059 (352 amino acids)
Biological process (GO): post-translational protein targeting to endoplasmic reticulum membrane
Cellular component (GO): TRC complex; membrane
Molecular function (GO): protein binding; molecular adaptor activity
Source: RefSeq, a predicted model, not a curated record
AUGUCUCUCUCCGACUCUAAGAAGCGCCUGGCGCUGUCGAUAAUAGACUUCCUGUCCACUUCUCUCAAGGACGGCACUCUCACCGCAGAUGACGCCGACAAUAUCGAAAUUGCCAGCAACUGUAUCGCAGAGGCCUUCAAAGUCGACCCGUCUGACAAGACUGCCCUGUCCGAAGCCGUCGGCUCUCAGUCCUUGCUCAACAUCUUCUCGGUGUACGAGAAACUGCAAGGAAAGGCUCCCCCCGGUGGGACCCAGGCCCCUCCUUCGCAGCCAUCGGCUCCCCAGGCCAUAAAUCCAGAGGCAGAGAAGCUCAAGAGUGCUGGCAAUGCAGCCAUGCAACAGAAAGACUACAAGACUGCCAUCGAAAAAUACACCCAGGCCAUCUCCUACGCUCCUACAAACCCCAUCUACCUCUCCAACCGUGCCGCGGCAUAUUCUGCAAGCGGUGAUCAUGCUUCCGCCGUAAAAGAUGCCGAACUCGCCGUUGCCGCGGAUCCCAAAUACACAAAGGCUUGGUCAAGAUUAGGGCUGGCGAGAUUCGCCAUGGGCGACGCCAAAGGAAGUGUUGAGGCUUACCAGCAGGGCAUUGACUUUGAAGGAAACGGAGGCAGCGAAGCCAUGAGGAAAGGCUUGGAGACUGCAAAGAAAGAGUUGGCCCGGAUGGAAGCAGAGGAGGAGAAGAUACCUGAAGAUGAAGUAGACGAUGCCGCGGGCGAGACGCGCGGCGGGGGCGGCAUGCCGGAUCUUGCCAGCCUGGCAGGAAUGUUGGGUGGUGGUCGUGGUGGAGGCGGUAUGCCUGACUUGUCCAGCAUCAUGAGCAAUCCUAUGUUCGCAUCCAUGGCGCAGAACAUCAUGCGCAAUCCGGAGGCUCUGAGCGGAAUCAUGAACAACCCGACCCUACAGAACUUGAUGAACAAUCGCCGAGAGGGUCAAGGUGGUAUGCCCGACAUGAGCCAAAUACAACAAAUGAUGCAAGAUCCCCAGCUCGCAAGCCUUGCGCAACAGUUCAUGGGUGGAGGUGCCGGCGGCGCUGGUGCUGGGCGAGGUGGUCAGCGAUGA